GAUGAAUAUGACAAAAGUAACUGAUUUACCAGCAGUGAGUUUAAUUUGGGUUUCUGCGUGGACACUGCAAGGAAUCCAAGCUCGUGGAGUUUCGAAUUCCAUGAGCUAGCUAGCCAUUACCAUAUCAUGCCUAACUACUCCUCCAAGUUCCACGGCCACAACGUCGCCGCCUUCUCUUUUCGCAGAUCCACCAUUUUUCUCGUCCUCUCCGCCCUUCUCCUCAGCAUCGCCACUUUUCUCUUUUUCCGUCCAUUUCAGGGAAACCGCUGCCUCAACGCCAAUCCUAGAUCAGUUAAAGUCGUCUGGGAACAUUCCACCGCCGCCGGAACUCAUGACCUCCCCAACCGCCACAAGGUUAUGGGUUUUGUGGGGAUUCAGACCGGAUUCGGAUCUGUUGGGAGGAGAGAAUCGCUCAGAAAGACUUGGUUCCCGUCCGAUCAACAAGGCCUUCAACGCUUGGAAGAAUCCACUGGUUUGGCUUUUAGGUUUGUCAUUGGUAGAACAAGUGAUACUUCAAAGAUGUCUGCACUCAAAAAUGAAAUAGCAGAAUAUGAUGAUUUCAUUCUCUUGGAUAUUCAAGAGGAGUACAGUAAGCUCCCAUACAAAACGUUAGCUUUCUUUAAAGCUGCUUAUGCUCUCUAUGAAGCUGAGUUUUAUGUCAAAGCUGAUGAUGACAUAUAUUUAAGACCUGAUCGUCUUUCAUUACUGCUGGCAAAAGAGCGGUCUCAUACUCAGACUUACAUUGGAUGUAUGAAAAAAGGACCUGUUUUCACUGAUCCAAAACUCAAAUGGUAUGAGCCACUAUCACAUUUGCUUGGAAAGGAAUAUUUUUUUCAUGCUUAUGGUCCUAUAUAUGUGCUUUCUGCUGAUGUUGUUUCAAGCUUGGUUGUUCUUCGAAAUGAUAGUUUCCGGAUGUUCAGCAAUGAAGAUGUUACUAUUGGAGCUUGGAUGCUCGCAAUGAAUGUCAAACAUGAGAACAAUCUCGAACUUUGUGCUACAGACUGUACGUCCACGUCCAUUGCUGUGUGGGAUAUUCCCAAGUGUUCAGGCCUGUGUAAUCCAGAAAAGAAAAUGUUGGAGCUCCAUCAAAAGGAGAGCUGUUCUCAGAGUCCAACGCUAGAAUCUGAUGAUGAUUAAAAUUUGUGGGUGCAUUAUUUGGGCAAACCAAUAUGUUUCAGAAGUUGUGGAGGAAGUUCUUGUCAUUUCUUAAUGCCAGAAGAUGCUGCCAGUGCCAUUCUUUUCCGUUCAUCGAUCAUUCGGUUCACCUUUCUUAUCGAUUAAAGAUAGUUGGUUGAGUUUUCUUUCAUUUUUUGCUCUAUAUUUUCCCCAUAUACUGGGAGAGGGUAGUGUUGCAUGACAGUAAGGUUUUAUGAAGAAGGCUUUUUUAGAUACGACGUAACUGGAUCAAGGGAUCAUUAUAGUUGACUGUAGUUUACAGAUUACUGAUUUUUAUACAUGCAAUUUUGGAAUUAUACAUCUACUGGUAAAUGUUAUACUCCUUUAUGGAUUGUAAAAUUCGCAA
Messenger RNA from Vicia villosa (hairy vetch), 1522 nucleotides. RefSeq names its product probable beta-1,3-galactosyltransferase 14. The record is from RefSeq and is a predicted model, not a curated record. The transcript is spliced from 7 exons. The coding region runs from base 127 to 1137 and encodes 336 amino acids. NCBI's taxonomy places the organism in Eukaryota, Viridiplantae, Streptophyta, Magnoliopsida, Fabales, Fabaceae. Gene Ontology annotation, molecular function: hexosyltransferase activity. Gene Ontology annotation, cellular component: Golgi membrane.